Tachysurus vachellii is the source of this 9998-nucleotide messenger RNA. RefSeq names its product plexin B3 (gene plxnb3). Gene Ontology annotation, cellular component: semaphorin receptor complex. Gene Ontology annotation, molecular function: semaphorin receptor activity; protein binding. The record is from RefSeq and is a predicted model, not a curated record. The transcript has 35 exons. Gene Ontology annotation, biological process: negative regulation of cell adhesion; regulation of cell shape; semaphorin-plexin signaling pathway involved in axon guidance. Lineage: Eukaryota; Metazoa; Chordata; Actinopteri; Siluriformes; Bagridae. The coding region runs from base 652 to 6297 and encodes 1881 amino acids.
GAGUUGAUUAGAUUAAGUGAGAUUGUUUAGGGUUGAGUGGGUUGAGUUGAUUAGAUUAAGUGAGAUUGUUUAGGGUUGAGUGGGUUGAGUUAGGGGUGAUGGUUGGGUUCCCUUUUAUCUCUCUCUUUCACGUCUCUUCGCUUUUCGCACGUUUGUUCUCUUUCAUGUCCCUUUCUUAUUUCUGUCACUUUCUCAGUUUUAUAUCUUUCAUCUCUUUCUUUCUCAUCUUUCUCUUUUCGUCACUUACUUUCGUCACUUUCUCGUCCCCCCUCUUACACACACACAUCCCGAGACAUUAUCACACACCGUUAAACGCCCGAUGAGGCGAUCGUCCCGUUCAUACACUGAUAUAUUCAAGGCCACGUGGUGCCGCUGGAGUCGCGCGCCGCACUUCCCCGGUCUGUGCGCGUGAUUCCUGCGGAGCGCUCGAGCACUUUUCCUCCCCACGUCCCACCUCCACGUGUUGCGUCGCGGGUGUUUUUCGGUUCCUUAUCCGCGUGGCUCGGGGAGGGAAGUUUUUUUUGGCGUCUGCGGGAUUUCGGAUGCGGGGAGCAGGGAACCGGGACCGAACCGGGCUACAGUGUCGAGAAAAAGCGAUCAAAACAGCAGAUCAACCGGAUCCUGUUGAAGUGCACGAGGUAAGGGGGCGCCAUGCCGGCUGCUGCUCCCCUGCUGCUCCUCCACGCCAUCUGCUGGUGGCCAUUGGUGCUGUUCCUACUGUUGCCCCCCCUGCCCCUCUUUGCCCUCACCAACCACCCGACCUUCAUCUCCCUCCACGACACAAGCCUUAACCACCUCUUACUGGACUCCAGCUCAGGCUCUGUCUACGUAGGUGCAGUUAACACACUCUACCACCUCUCCCCUGACCUCCAGCUCAUAUCAUGGGGCAAAACAGGGCCCACCCUGGACAGCCCCGACUGUUUGCCCCCGAUUGAGCCUAAAGACUGCAGCCAGGCACGUCAGACCAACAACACUAACCAGCUGCUGUUGUUGGAGAAACAGGAAGGGUCACAAGCACAGAGCCUGAUAGUGUGUGGCACUGUGCUGCAAGGCAUCUGUGAGAAGCGCAGCCUGGCCAAUGUGUCCCAGGUGCUGUACCAAACAGCCAAUCCCGUGGACACGCAGUAUGUAGCUGCCAAUGACCCUCACGUCUCCACCGUGGCUGUGCUCACUCAGCACAAGGGCACACGGCUCAUGCUUGUGGGACGAGGUUACACUAGCAAAGGAUCCGGCGGAAUUUCACCAAUCACGCUGCGCCGCCUCGAGCCGUCCCAUUCCUCUCCUGCGUUUUCACACGAGGAACUGGGUAAACUUGUAGUGGGAAGUUACUCCAAAUACAACAACCAGUUUGUAAAGGCGCUGCACCAUGGCACACACAUUUAUUUCCUGUUUUCACGGCGCUAUUCAUUGAAAACACGCGAUUAUCAGACAUACAUAUCGCGCCUUUGCGCCGGAGACUCCAGCUUUUAUUCGUAUGUGGAGGUACCACUGAGUUGCGCCGGAGGCUACAACCUGGCACAGGCGGCCGCGAUGGGAAAUUACCUUGGAAAAGACACCAUCUUUGUCGCCAUGGCGGCAGGGCAGGCGUCGACCCCCACUCCCACGAGCCGCUCGGCUCUGUGUAUGUACAGCAUGGAAGAGCUGGAUCGGGCGCUGAAGCAGGCACAGCUUCUGUGCUACACACAGGAAGGAAACGGAGACAAAGAGCAGGAGGCCUACAUCGCGUACGAGGUCUCCUCCAAGUGCCUCAAGAUUCCUUUGACAUCUGUAUCCGAGUACCCGUGCGGAGGCGAGCACACCCCUAGCCCCAUCGCCAGUUCAGUGCCACUUCAAGCCACGCCCGCGAUCACAUGGGAAACGCAGCUCACUGCUGUCGCCGUAGCAACUGAGUCUGGCCACACCAUUGCGCUCCUGGGAGAUAAGAGUGGACAACUUUAUAAGGUAUUUGUUCAUGUGAAUGGUUCAGGUUCUCAGUAUGAGAAGGUGGACGUGGACCCAAAGAGCUCCGUUAACGCUGACAUCCUGCUGGACUCCACCUUGCGCAAUGUUUACGUCAUGACUGAAAAGAAGGUAACACGUUUGCCCAUGUCUCAGUGUGAAAGGCAUUUAGACUGUCAUUCAUGCCUUUCUGUCCGAGACCCCUACUGCGGAUGGUGCUCACUAGAGGGCAGGUGUACACGGAAGCUAGAGUGUGCCCGUCAUUCACAGCCUCACCACUGGCUGUGGAGUUACGGUCAUGAUCGGCAGUGUGUGUCCAUCCAGAGUCUGGAUCCUGCCAUUCAGAGCCGUGAGGAGCAGACACAGGUUUCUUUCACGGUGCUGCCGUUGCCAGCGCUGUCUAAGAACGAGUCUCUGUCUUGUGCUUUUGGAACUUUGCCCGCCGAACCUGCCGUCGUGGACGGGAACAGAAUCACCUGUCAAUCGCCUCCACCUAGACUCCUCCCCCCGAGUCCACGAGGCAGCGAUCACAUGACUAUCAGGCUUGCACUGAUGUUUGAAAAAGUCACCGUCUCGGACACAAAUAUCACUUUCUACGACUGCAGGGCUGUGGGCAGGCUCAACGCUACCUCGCCGUGUAUGGCGUGUGUGAGCAGCGAGUGGCCGUGCCGCUGGUGCGCUUGGGAUGAACUCUGCACUCACAACCGCAGCUGCCCCCAGCAACACAUCAUCUACAACAGCAGAGAGACGUCAGAACCCCGCGGUGCAGACGCAUGCCCGUGCGUGUGGGCUUUGGAAAGUUCCUCUUUGAUUCCGGUCGGAGUUGAGACACAGCUGUUACUGCAGGGCAAAAACCUGGACAUUUUUAAGGGCGACGAGGAUUACCAGUGUGUGGUGGUUAUCGAGGGCCAGGAGACACUAUUACACGCCACCCUGGACAGGAGCAAAGAGACGGGCACACAUGUGUUCAAGUGCGCCGCUUAUAAGUUUCAGUACACAAUCAGACAGAUGGAGUACUUGGCUCCGGUGUACCUACAUAGAGGCGCUCGGCGUAUAGAUUCGGCUCCACACCUCCGCUUGCAGCUGUAUAACUGCUCGGUGGGUCAGUCAGACUGCAGUCAGUGCCGUGCCGUGCCGGAGCAGUACGGCUGUGUGUGGUGCGGGGGAGAAAGUCCACGUUGUGUGUUUCACGAGUCCUGCACAAGCAUCACCGAAGAAGCCUGUCCUCCACCGCUCAUUACUGAGGUGUGGCCACUUACAGGACCGUUAGAGGGAGGGAUUUACCUCACCAUCCUGGGCUCUAACUUGGGUCAGCGUUACGAGGACAUUGAGAAUGGAGUCACGGUGGCCGGAGUCACCUGCAAGCCACUGCGCAACGCUUACCUUAUAUCAACCCGGAUCAUGUGUGAGCUUCAGUCCUCCCUGAAUGUGACAGCAGGGCCUGUGGUGGUUAGCGUGGGGAGCUCGAUGCCGGGACGUUCCCAGCAGACCUUUACCUACCAGAACCCCGAACUGAUUCGCAUCGUGCCCAGUAAAGGCCCCAUGGCGGGAGGCACCAGAAUCACCGUGCAUGGUGCUAAGCUCCUCACAGGGCAAAGCACUGACCUGCACGCAUUUGUGGGCUCGCAGCUUUGCCACAUCAUGGAUGAAUAUUUGAGCGAUACCCAGUUGGUCUGCCGCACCAGCCACUCGAACCGAACCGCACAAGUUCCCGUCAUAGUUCAGUUCGGAAGAGCAGAGAGGACUGUGGGUAACAUCCGCUUUCACUAUCUCGAGGAUCCCGUGAUCACUGAUGCGACUCCUACAGAGAGCUUCUACGGUGGUGGGCGUAAUAUAAUGGUAUCUGGCCAGAACCUGGAUGUGGUCCAGCAGCCAAUGAUGUCCAUCCUGUAUGAGACCAAAGUCAGGAGACGGCGAUACAGUCACGCCUCGGCCCAGAACAGCACCAUGGCAACGACAAAGACCCCCUGUGUAAACGUUACUUCAGAGCAGAUGAGUUGUCUGAGUCCCAGAGUACCAAAGGACUCUCGCAUCGUGAGAGUUUGGUUCGAGAUGGACAACGUGCAUUUGGAUUUUAAGAGCAUAAAAGGCACCGGCUUUACAUAUCAUCCAGACCCAGAGUUAUACAGCCUGAACCGCGAGGACCCCAAGUUACCUAUCCGCUUCAAACCCGGAGGAGUCCUCGCUGUGGAGGGGAAAGGUCUAACUUUGGCCAUGAGUAAAGAGGAGGUGGUGGCUUUGCUCGGAGAUAAGAUUUGUGAUGUGAAGACUCUGGACGAUACACACCUGUACUGUGAACCUCCAGAGGAGCAGCCACUCGGUUUGGACAGCGGAGACCUGCCCAGGCUGAAGGUUGUAAUGGGGCAGUUGGUGUUUGAUCUGGGCACAGUGGAGUAUGACAUGGGCACUCACACACCCGUACCCCUGGAGGCGCAGGUCGGGCUGGCAGCAGGAGCAGCCGUGGUCGUGCUCAUCGUCCUUGUCAUCAUCCUGAUGUACAGGAGGAAGAGUAAGCAAGCAAUGAGAGACUACAAGAAGGUUCUGGUCCAACUGGAAACUCUAGAGAUCAAUGUUGGAGACCAGUGCAGGAAGGAGUUCACAGAUCUGAUGACUGAGAUGAUGGAUUUAAGCAGCGAUGUCGGUGGUCCUGGGAUACCAUUCCUGGACUAUCGCACAUAUGCCGAACGUAUUUUCUUCCCCGGUCAGAGAGGGGCGCCACUGAGCCAGAACCUGGAUCUGCCAGAAUCUCGCAGACAGACAGUGGAGCAAGGCCUGGGCCAACUCAACAACCUACUCAGCAACAGACUCUUCCUCACUCGAUUUAUCCACACCCUGGAGGAGCAACAGAACUUCUCCCAGCGGGAUCGCGGCUACGUGGCGUCACUUCUCACUAUGGCGCUCCACGAUAAGCUGGAGUACUUCACCGAUGUCAUGAAGACCCUGUUGGGAGAUCUGGUGCAGCAGUAUGUUGCCAAAAAUCCCAAGCUGAUGCUGCGCAGGACUGAGACGGUGGUGGAGAAAAUGCUCACCAACUGGAUGUCCAUUUGUCUCUAUUCAUUCCUAAAGGAGGUAGCAGGUGAGCCGCUGUACAUGCUGUACAGAGCUAUAAAGUACCAGGUGGACAAAGGCCCAGUGGAUACAGUGACGGGUAAAGCCAAGCGCACCCUUAAUGACAGCCAUCUACUCCGAGAGGACAUAGACUACUGCUCCAUGACUCUGACAGUGCUGGUAAAGAACGGAAUAGAAGUCCAGCCCUGUCCUGUUAAGGUUUUGGAUGUGGACACCAUCACCCAGGUGAAAGACAAGAUCCUGGACCAGAUCUAUAAAGGAGCUCCGUUUUCUCAGAGGCCCUCGGCCGAUUCACUGGACCUCGAGUGGCGUUCAGGGCAGGCAGGUCACCUGACCCUGUCUGAUGAUGACGUCACAGGCAUAGUGCAAGGUCACUGGAAGAAGCUCAACACUUUGCAGCACUACAAGGUGCCAGACGGCGCCACCGUGGCUCUCAUCCCUCGUUCAAGCGCCGGUGUCACAGGCAUUAAUCAGAUCUUCCAAACUGGAGAAAAGACACCCAUGUUAGAGGGGGAAGAAGACGAGGGUCUCCGUCUGUGGCACCUCGUCAAACCGAGCGAGGAUCCCGAAAUCCCCAAACACAGAAAAAGCAGCAUGAGAGAGCGAGAGCGUGCCAAAGCCAUCCCAGAGAUCUAUCUCACAAGGCUGCUCUCUAUGAAGGGGACUCUGCAGAAGUUCGUGGACGACGUGUUCGUGGCCAUCCUGAACACCAAGCGGCCUCCGCCGAUCGCCGUCAGGUUUUUCUUCGAUUUCCUGGACGACAUGGCGGAGAAACACGGCAUCGACGACCCAGAGACGGUGCACAUAUGGAAAACUAACAGCUUACCUCUGCGUUUCUGGGUGAACAUCCUGAAGAACCCUCAGUUUGUGUUCGAUGUGCAAGUAACAGACAGCAUAGACGCCGUCCUGUCCGUCAUCGCUCAGACUUUUAUCGAUUCCUGCACCACCUCCGAGCACAAAGUGGGACGGGAUUCGCCUGUGAACAAGCUGCUGUACGCCAGAGAAAUCCCCCGAUACAAACAGCUAGUGGAGAGGUACUACAGUGAUAUUCACAGUGCCGCAUCAGGAUGCUAUCAGGAGAUGAACUCCAUGCUCACCGAGUUAUCCGGGAGCUUUGCUUCAGAGAUGAACAGCUUGGUGGCUCUGCACGAGGUUUAUAAAUACAUCAACAAAUAUUAUGAUCAGAUCAUCAUGGCUCUAGAGGAAGACCACGCAAGCCAGAAGAUACAAUUAGCCUACCGGCUACAGCAGAUCGCCGCCCUGGUGGAGAACAAAGUCACUGACCUUUGAACCUUUGUCUUGUCCCCUGACCCAGCGGUGUAGGGUCUUUGACCAGCUCGGCACGGCUGACAGAAGCCAGCUCAUCGUCACGUGAAAUCCGAUCGUGCCGAAACAUCUGAUUCCCCCAGCAUCCCUUCGCCUGCUCCUGCACUUACUGCUUCAGUCUUCAGGGAGUUCUUAACCAAAGGGAAAAGAAUGAGUGAGACUGAAGCUUCAGUUAGAGUGUGUGAGAGAGAGAGAGAGAGAGAGAGAGAGAGAGAGAGAAGAAAAAAAGCACAUAGCCAUUUUUGUCUGCUAAGCACAUCGAACUGUUUUUCUACCGUCACACGCUCUUCUGUGCUCGUACGGCGUCCGACACGAACGAGAUUUCGUACGCGUUUGUGUGUGUGUGUGGGAAUCAGAAUCAGAUUGUCGACUCUGUAGCUUUAUUUAACGUAGCAUUUGUGUGAUUCGUUUUUCAGUUUUGCAAACCGCUUUUUAGAUUAGCAGUUAUUAAUGACCUACUCCUUCAUAUCGAAUUAUAAAUCACAAGCACAAGUGCCAUAACAAGUGCAGAAACAGCACGGUUUAUUACAGCACAAGGUGUGCAUGUGUUUGAGCAGCUGUGUGUGCGUUUGUGUGUGUGUCCGUGUGUGUGGCUGUGCCGUGUGUUUUUGUUUUUUCUUCUUUCUUUUUUUUUUUUUUUUUUUUUUUGGACGAUUGCAUUUCAACAGCUUCAUUUAGACGAUUUGUCCGGCUGAAAUAAUAGCUUUCUUUAAAAAAAAAAAAAAAAGAUUAUUAUUACGUUAUUACGACCUUAAUAACAAAGCAGCGGUGAAAUAUUCGAGUGAACAAAAACGAAGAUGCUCAGCAGACGGUAUAGUGGGGCUGAGCGAUUAAUCGUGCCAUCAUGAAUUCUAUGUAUAAUGCAGAAUACAAUAUAGAAAAUGUCAAGCGAAACUGACACAAAUAACGCAGUAGAACGAAACAGUUUCCGUGUCGAAGUAUCGAAAAUAACCGUGACGAUCAGUGUGUCUGAUUUGUCUUCACCUCAUGAUGCAGGUGGUUCAACAAUUCAGCCUGGUUUAGGGACGAGAAUAAGUGGGACGCUUUGUUGCUGACUGAACUGAGCCUUGGCACUGAGCUCAGAUGUUUUUUUUUAUUUUUAUUUUUAUUUUUUUGACGAAACGGACCGAGGAGGUUCUGUAGGCGGGGACGUGGAGGCGUUUCUAGACGAGCUGAAAGGCGAUAAGGGCGAGUGGGCGGAGCCACUGGGCAGGAGCCGGUGUGGAAUACGUGCAGACACGGAAUAGAAGAAACUAACUUAUUUUUACUGUAAAUAGCACUUAUUUAUACAAGAUCACCAAACGUGCCUUGUUUGUAACCUUUAAUAACGAUUACCGACUCCAGUAUACAGUAUAUUGACGUUAUUUGCCAAAUAGAGAGGAGGAAAGUGCCACAUGAUUCGAAAAGACAAACUCUGGCCUGGACAGACUCUGUUAUUCACACCACUUCUGAGUUGUUGUUGUUGUUGUUGUUGUUGUUGUUGUGGAGAAACUGUCUGGAAGUUUUCUGUCUCAGGAUGUAUCACAGCUGCCCUUCUCUGUAAUGUCAGUAUUGCUCAGUGCUUGACAGCAUACUUCAGUGUACACCGUUCUGAAGUGUUCAGUCUUCAGGCUCAUGUUUUCUUUCCUGGUUUCUGCGAUGCGCGUGUAAAUAGAAACAAAUCUCGGACUGUAAUCGCGUGUGAAUUUCUGUUUUUCCUGUAGCACCUUGCGUUUACAUUAUUUUCUGUCGCUUUAUAAAUCCCUGCUUGUGUGUUUCCUGUUUGCUUGAACAGGGUGUGUGAGUGUGAGUGUGUGUGUUUGUGUGCCAUCAUGCCACUCUCGUGUACAGUGAAAGAAUCCUUGGCACCCAGACAAAAGACUAAAACACACACCUACAUGUAUAUACUGUCACAUUAAGGGAGGAAACACAUAGACAAGCCGUUCCUCUUCCUCUUAGCCGAACGCACCGUGUAUCAUUUCUUGUCAUUUAAGAAGCAUCUGUUUUUAUCGUAAUAAUCCUUUUAUUGCUUCCCUUCUUCUUCUUUUUUUUAAGAAAGUUGAGAAAAAAAAACGGAAUCUAGAUAAUCAGUAAAAUAUAAAGCAUGCGUCUUGCACACACCUAAGAACUAAGAAGACUGUGCUCAUCACCUGAUUUUAAGACUUUUAAAGCAAGACAUAUUAAUCGACUCGAUUUCAUGCGAGGGUUUUUAUUUGUACCCUUUGCUUAUUUUCUCUCUAAUUUAGUCCCAACCACUAGCCAACGCUCCCCUGUUAUAUAGCAGCUACGAAGCGAUUACGAUGACGGCUAAUGCUUUUGCUCCACAAAUCUCUGCAUCUAUUAUUUCCCCAAACUCUGCUGCUCAUGCUGCGUCACAGGGCAGCGUCACACCGUCUGAGGAAAGAGCCGUCCGUCAUCUUCCACGCCGUGAGCUCACAGACAGACGCCCAGCACUGGCUCAUGUGGAGAGAGAAAAUUGUUUGUUUGGGUUUUUUUUAGCCUUUAUACUUUACAACAAAAUAUACUUCACCUGUGGACUCGAUGAUCGAUCAACAGAAGGAACAAAGGAGGCAUCAAUAAGAGUUUUUGUGAAACAACCUGUAUAUAGAGGUGGAGCUUUCUUCCAGCUGGGGGUGGAGCUACAUGUAAAAACGAAGAAACUAGCCACACCCACUGCAUGGCAAUGUUACGAACCACAAUUUUAUUUUGGAACUGUUACAAGCUGCACCUUUGCUACGACGGACCGUCGACUCAAAUCAUAGUUCCUGCUUUAGAAGAUCGUGUUUGUUUUUUUGUCGUCGUCGUUUUUUUUGUUUUGUUUGUUUGUUUUUUUGUUUGUUUUUUUUUUUUUAAGGACGACUUGCGAGUAGAUAUUUAUUUAGCACAUAUGAUUUAGAACAAUCGGGGUCGAUGAAAGUAAUACUAGAGAUCACGCAGAAGGAUUUGGUCACUGACAUCAUAUUCGUUUGUUUAUACUGUACAUGUGUGUUAGCCUGAAAUUUCUCAGUGUAGUCUUAAUUAUUAGAGACUUGUGCAUGCAUGAGGUUUUAUUGCUCUUCUUUUUUUUUUUUUUCUCUUUCACUGAGCGCAUGAUCUUGUGUCUGUGGUUCACAACCGGCCCGAUCGGACAACGCGUGUAUGUAGAAGCAACCCCUUGUGUACGGCGACAGUCCGUGGACCUCCAGUUAAACACACUUUUUCCCAAGAGAGAGAGAAAGAGAGAGAGACUGCUGAACUCUUUUCUCACUGUACAGUCUGUGACACCGUCUUGCCAAACGUGCAGUACUUUUACUGUAUUUUACUCAUCGUGUGACACAAGACAGACAGUCGACCGAUCGUUGCUUGACGAGCGGUGUUUGUGGAGCGAAUCGCCAUAUUUUACACAAUUUUUUUUUUUUAUACAAAGGGGAAAAAAAAUAAAAGAAUAUGAGGUAAUUUUCUAAAGGAAUCAGGGUUAAAAGAAAGCUUCGGCCUGUUGUAAACUUCGAUUCUCUUUUGUAUCUGUAUUGAAUAUAGUUUGCUAACAGUUGUGUAUAUGUGCCUGUAAAUAUCACGAAGAAAAAAAAAACCCGACUCUGAGACGUUUCUCUGCUGAAGAGAAAUCAAGAGCCAAAAUAAUCACUACAGUGAAUGAAAUCACAGUUUGUAUGAGAAAAAAAAAUAAAGUUAUAAUUUUAACAGAGGAA